AUGAGUUCUGGAGAAGAUCAACUGGUUUUAAACCUGGUUGAAAAGUUAUCAAUCUCUUCAAAUAAUGAUAACCUGAUUCCAUUAUCUUUGAAAAAUUAUUUUCUCCCAUCGUUAUAUACUUUAGAUCUCCAAAUCAAUCAUACCAAACCUAAUUUUCAAGGUGAAUUACUGAUUCAAUUAAUUAAAAAUGAUCAAUGCAAUAGUGUUUCAGAAAAUGUGUCAAUCACCUUACAUUCUAAAAACUUAAUCUUAACUCAAACUCAUUUAUCAAGUUCAAAUUUAGAAAAUUCCAUUAAAUUAUCCACUACUUAUAAUAGACAAUAUCAUACUGUUACUUUAUCAUGUUCAUUACCUGAUACCAUUUCAAUUUCAGAACUUAUAGAUCCAACCAUUUCAAUCAAAUAUAUGGGUCAAAUCAAUACCAUCAAGACUUAUAAAGAUGCUACUACCGGUUUAUUCAAAACUAAUUAUCUUGAUAAUGUAGCAGGUAAUGCCAAUAAUUAUAUCCUUGCAACUCAUUUCCAACCAAAUUUCGCUAAAUUAGUAUUCCCCUUAAUUGAAGAGACUAAUAUGAAAGUGCCUAUUAAAUUAUCCAUAACCACCUUAUCUAAAUUCAAAGUAUUAUCGAAUCAAAGUUUGGAAUCAAAUCAAACUUUAAAUAUGAGUGAAAAUUCAAAAUUCAUUUUUAAAACUACUCCACCUAUUAGUUCAUCCGUGUUUGGUUUCAUCAUUGGAGAUUUCGAAUUCGUCGAAGAUAAAGUCGAUCAUAUUCCUAUUAGAAUCUAUACCACUAUAGGUGAUAGUAUCAAUGCUUAUUAUGGAUUAAAAGUAAUUAAGAAAAUCCUUCCCUUGAUGAUUCAAAAAUUCGGUGCUUAUCCAUUAUCAAAACUUGAUUUCAUAACAUUACCCUUCUUAAACGAUGGUGCGAUGGAGAAUUGGGGGAUGAUAACAGUAUUAUCGAAUCAAUUAUUGAUCAAUGAGAUUGAAGCUAGUAAUAAACAGAAAUUACAAAUUCAACAAUUGAUCUCGCAUGAAUUGAUUCAUCAAUGGCUUGGGAAUGCAGUGUCGUUUGAUGAUUGGAGGUAUCUUUGGUUGAAUGAAAGUUUCGCUACUUUCUUGGGUAAUUAUUUCGUUAAGAAUAUCAAUUAUGAAUCAUCGCAAAUCGAUAUGGUUGAAUCAUUCAUGGAUAAAGAUAGUUUUGUUGGAAAUGUGGGUUCUAUCCAAUCAUACAUGUCUAAAAUCAAUACCGGCUUAUCGGCCACAACUUCAACCAUCUUUGAAACCAACUCAUAUGAAAAGGGAAUCAUUAUCUUGAGAAUGAUUGCUAUUAUGUUAAAGAAAGAUCAAAAUUAUGAUGACGAAAAUUAUAAUGAAUUAUUACAAGGGUUGAAAUCAUUUUUUGAAAAGUAUAAUAAUAAAGUGAUUAAACCUUUUGAAAUAUGGUCUGAAUUAAAUGAAUUAACUUCAGUUGAUUUAUUAUCGUUCUUUCAUUCAUAUUUACAAUAUGAAGGAUUCCCCCUCGUCAAAGUUUCAUACCCUCAACAGGAUAAACUUCAUAUUGAACAACAUCGAUUCAUAAAUGAUUCCACAAUCGAUCAAUUACAAUUAGAAGAUUAUCCUUUCCAUGUUCCACUUUUACUUAAGAUCAAAGAUUCAAAUGGUCAAUUUAAAAUCCUUAAUAUAUUAUUAACUGAUAGAUCGAUUGAUUUAGAUAUUCCUCAAUGCCAAUUAAUCAAUAUUAAUCAUUUGAAAGGAGGGUAUUAUCGUGCUUUAUAUGAAUUCGAUGUUAAGAUUUUUGAUAUUGAUAGUAAUGAUUUGAUUUCAAUCUUACAUGAUUAUGGGAAAGUUUUACUUUAUUCAAUUCAUGGUACAAAUGUUGAAUUGAUUCAAUUUAUUAAUAUUUUAAUCCAAUUCACUGAUAAAUCAUGGACCGUGGAUUGGAAAGUAUUGAAAGUGGCUUUGACAUAUCUUGAAUUAUUAAACAAUACGUUGAUUAAUUUCACUGCUUAUGAUGAGUUUAAAAAUCUUUGGUUGAAAUCAUUCCUUAAGAAAAUAUAUGAAAAGAUUGGUCAUUGGGAUGAUUUAUUAACCAUUAAUCGUGAUAAAUAUUCUUCUCAUGAGUUCGAAGUAAGAAAUUCAAUCCUUACAUUAGCUUUAUUAACUAUUGAAGAACCAAAAUUAAAAUCUAAUAUUGAAAAAUUAGUAUCGAAAUUGUUUAAAAGUUUCCUUAAUUCAUCUAAAUCAUUCAUACCCCAUCAAUUAUUAUCAUCAAUUUUCAUUGGAACCAUCAAACAAAACAAUGUUCAAGAUUAUAAAAAGAUCUUGGAAUUAGUGAAGAAUUCAAAUACUUCACUUUUAAACCAUACUAAUCUUUCAAAUCCAAAUGAAUUACAAACCAUCGCCUUAAGUUCAUUAGCGUUUGUCACUAGUGAAGAGUUAAUCAACAAGACGCUUAAUUUCAUGAUGACUAAUAUUGAUUCCAAAUUGAUUGAAUUGAGUUUAAUUGGAUUUCAAUAUAAACCGGCUAUCAAUGAUCGUCUUCGAUUAUUCAAUUGGUAUAAGUUACAUUAUGAUCAAUGGAUCUUAAAAUCAUUACGAAAAGGAUCUGAAUGGUCAAAACAAUUAGGAAAUACCAUGAAAAACUUAUCUACUAUGGUAUUAGGAGAAAUCAUGCAAAAGAAUAGUUCUCAAUUACAAGCUUUAACGAAGGAAUUCAUUUCAACUAAACUAACCAGUUUACCUAAUCAUGAUUUGAAAUCAUUAGUGGAAGAAAUUAAUGAAUCCAAUACCAUUAGAAUUCACAUCGCUAAUGAUAUAUAUCCUCAAUUAAUCACUUUCUUGGCUGCCAACCCUUUAAAAUAA
Messenger RNA from Scheffersomyces coipomensis, 2862 nucleotides. RefSeq lists its product as uncharacterized. NCBI's taxonomy places the organism in Eukaryota, Fungi, Ascomycota, Pichiomycetes, Serinales, Debaryomycetaceae. The transcript has a single exon. Gene Ontology annotation, biological process: proteolysis; peptide catabolic process. Gene Ontology annotation, cellular component: cytoplasm. Gene Ontology annotation, molecular function: metalloaminopeptidase activity; zinc ion binding; peptide binding. Bases 1 to 2862 code for a protein of 953 amino acids. The record is from RefSeq and is a predicted model, not a curated record.